Molecule: messenger RNA, 1575 nt
Organism: Saccharomyces paradoxus
Lineage: Eukaryota; Fungi; Ascomycota; Saccharomycetes; Saccharomycetales; Saccharomycetaceae
Gene: GAS3
Product: putative 1,3-beta-glucanosyltransferase
Exons: 1
Coding region: 1-1575 (524 amino acids)
Biological process (GO): fungal-type cell wall (1->3)-beta-D-glucan biosynthetic process
Cellular component (GO): cytoplasm; fungal-type cell wall
Source: RefSeq, a predicted model, not a curated record
AUGCAACUAUCUAAAAGUAUAUUACUUGCAGCGUUAGCUGCUACCCCAUCUUUGGUGAGUGCCAUGCUUCCCAUCCAUAUCAAAAACUAUAGGUUCAUUAAACCUUCUUCUGCCACAAAUAGCGAAUCCGAUAACGAAGUUUUCUUUGUGAAAGGUGUUGAUUAUCAGCCGGGAGGAUCAUCCGGCUACGAUGCUGAUUCUGAUACAGAUAUUCUUUCUGACCCUGAAGUGUGUGCAAGAGACGCCUACACCUUCCAGCAACUCGGCGUCAACACAGUGAGAAUAUACUCCUUGAACCCUGAUCUAAAUCAUGAUAAGUGCAUGACCAUCUUCAAUAACGCUGGUAUCUAUGCUAUUUUGGAUGUUAACAGUGGUAAUUACGGUGAGAGUUUAAACCGUGCUGACCCAUCUGGUACGUACGACUCUUUGUAUUUGUCAAGAGUCUUCAAAUUUAUUGACGCUUUCAAGAACUAUCCUAACGUGCUAGGAUUUUUUUCUGGUAACGAAGUCAUAAAUGAUCAAAGCGACUAUGCAAAAAUCGAUCCUCCAUACAUUCGCGCAGUUCAAAGAGAUAUGAAACAGUAUAUUUCAAAGCACGCAAACAGAAGUAUCCCAGUCGGAUACUCCGCUGCUGACAAUACCGAUUUAAGAUUAGCAACUUUCAAGUACUUACAAUGUAAUUCGUUAGAUGGAAAUAAAGUCAAUGAUGAUUUGGACAUCUCUAGGUCUGAUUUCUUCGGCCUAAACACUUAUGAAUGGUGCUCCGGCACCUCUAAUUGGGAAUCUUCCGGCUACGACAAGCUAAACUCAACUUUCGAAGAUGCUGUCAUUCCAUUAAUCUUCUCAGAGUAUGGUUGCAACACAAAUACGCCAAGAACUUUUGACGAAGUUUCUGAAGGUUUGUAUGGUGGUUUGAAGAACGUCUUCUCGGGCGGGUUGGUCUAUGAAUACACCGAAGAAGCUAAUAAUUAUGGGUUGGUUAAACUUGAUGAUAGCGGCUCCUUAACUUAUAAGGACGAUUUCGUUAAUUUAGAAUCACAAUUGAAGAACAUUUCAUUGCCAACGACAAAAGAAAGCGAACUUUCUUCAGAUUCUAUCUACAAGUGUGAUAAUAGUGCCAUCACUAAAAUCUAUUCUGGCUUUGGAACAAAUAAUUUCACUUUACCUUCUCAGCCAGCAGAGAUUGCCAACAUGAUUAAAUAUGGUGUUAAUGGUACCAACACCGGUAAAAUUUUAAGUGAUUAUGCUGUUCCAACUACUUUUAACUUUACAAUUAAAAACAAUAAAGAUGACACCGUCUCAGCCACUAUUUCCUAUGACAAGGCUAAUGCACUAAACGAACUAGACGUCACAGCCACAGCGGUCGCCAAGUCAGCCUCCACAUCUCAAUCAUCUUCUCACUCUGUUACUUCAAGCGCCAGUUCAACCUCGAGUGCCAGUUCAACUUCAAGCACCGGUUCAUCUUCAACUUCAAGCAGUUCCAAAAGUAAAGGCGUUGGCAAUAUCGUUAAUGUUUCCUUUGAUCAAUCCGGAUACGUUGCAUUAUUUGCGGGUUUAAUUUCUGCUCUUUUAUAA